Molecule: messenger RNA, 924 nt
Organism: Schistocerca americana (American grasshopper)
Lineage: Eukaryota; Metazoa; Arthropoda; Insecta; Orthoptera; Acrididae
Product: spidroin-2-like
Exons: 3
Coding region: 1-924 (307 amino acids)
Source: RefSeq, a predicted model, not a curated record
AUGGCGCGCGAGUUACGGCCGGGGUCAACAGCGUGCAUCACGCACAAACACACGCCGCAAUAUAGCGGCGGCGGCGGCGCUGCACCUGCCGCCUGCCCCUGCGUGCACGCAGCCCGGCGCGCGUCAGCCCGCGACUGGCGUCAACAGCGCCGGCUGCACCCCUCUGCUGGGACAGGACGGAGCGCACUGGGAAUAUCUGUGGAAUGCUGUGGGUCGUGGCAAUUGGCCUCCGGCGAGGGGAAAUGGGACGAGGCCAGCGCUAAGGCAGCCCUGCAGCAGGACGGCCCGGGUGGCAGGGCCAGGGGAUGCUCACAGCCGGCGAUUUUCGCAGCAGCAGCAGCAGCGGCGGCGGCGGAGGCGGAGGCGGCGGCGGCACGCGACGCCGGCCCUGCCGUCCGGGGGCCCGCUAGUAGCGAGCACGGCCUGCAGAGGCGCGCGCGGCGCUCGCUAUCGAGCUACGGCGGCGCGGGCGGGCGGGGGCGGGGGACGGGCGGCGGCGGCGGCGGCGGCGGUCCAGUAGCGGCGCGGCGGCGGCGCCGGCACGCGCCCGGCCCGCUGCCGCUGCCGGCUCACACACGCGCCGACCGCCGAGUACGAGCCGCCACGCGCGCGCACACACGGGGAAGGACCAGCGCCGAGGAGGCGGCGGUGGCGGCGGCGGCGCGGCAGACGCCGGCGGGCCGGUGGGCCCGCGAGGAGCCGGGGGCUGCAGCGCUGCGCGCCCGCCGCGUGAUCAAUACGGCGCCCGAGGCCAGCCGCCGCCGCCACUUGAAGACAUUUGGUCCCCUUCAACCAGCUGUAGUUGGCAUUAUGAGCGACGCGGUUCGCAAGCCCCCGACGGAACUCGACGCCGCACACGCACGUCUCGGAAAAGAUGAGAAGAGAGAGAGGAAACUGCGAGUCGUCGUCGGUGGAGAUCGAUAG